UCUCGAAUCAUGACGGUCACGAGGGGGUUCAUUGGCAACAAUCUCUGAGCUCCCUGGGCGGGUUUCGCAGGCAAUCAAGCUCGAUGCUACACUGCUGAUGGCCAUUCAAUCUGCAGGUUAGAUUAAGGUCUAGGGGUAUUACCACGGAUCGCCGGAGAGGGGAUCAAUGUAAGCUUUUGGCAGUCUAGCUGGAAUAAGGUGUGGCGAGUUGCAAAUGGGAGCUCUCAUAUUUCGGUGCAAUUGCACCGAUGACCAGAGCAUGGCAUCCAAAGGGGGCAAAGGGCACACAUCCCAAGUCUAUCCAGGAGAAACUCGGUCCCCUCCCCCGACGGGGCAAUUAGGCCGGGAUGCAGGUCCCGCAGACGUCCUGUUCGACCGAGAGACCGAGAGGGGUAUGCGAGAACGGUCCAAGAGGCAGACUCUAUCGCGAUCCAAUCGCGAAGAGUCGAGCAGGAUGGGAUGCGGGGUUGACGGCGGCCGUGAGCACGACGGCCGGGACAGGGAAGCGAGAUUAGCUGUGCAAGGUAUAUGCAUAUAUCUGAAGUGACGGGACGCAGGGGCAGCCCGUUGCGGGAGGCCGCUAGUUGAUGGCUGUUGAUGAUUCACUCUAUUGCGA
This is a messenger RNA of Colletotrichum navitas, 616 nucleotides long. RefSeq lists its product as uncharacterized. The coding region runs from base 215 to 547 and encodes 110 amino acids. Lineage: Eukaryota; Fungi; Ascomycota; Sordariomycetes; Glomerellales; Glomerellaceae. The record is from RefSeq and is a predicted model, not a curated record. The transcript has a single exon.